UGCCUCUUUGUGUCUUGCGCUAUGAAUGCACUUGUAAGUUUAAUCUCCGCUAAGGAGGAGGAGGAGCAGGAGGAGCACCAGUGCAUGUGAGGUAUCUCAGUAGCUGACAGAUACAGUGCUCACAGGAGGAGACAAGAGAAGACAUCUUAUCCAUUGCAUCAGUUUGUUACUUUAUGUUUGAAGUCUGUUUUGUGUGCUGGCACUCCCAAGUGAUCUGAAGCACUGAGCUGAGAUUACAAAGAAACCAGCUAGUGUGUUUGGAUAUGCAGCGUAUUUGAUCGGGGUUGAAACGAGGACUUGAACACAGAGAAAAAAAACGCUGAACCUGAAAAAGGAAGGUAAGACCUUUCUAUGGACAGUUACUCUUACAUGAGACUAUAUGUGAGAUGGGAGCCAUGCAGGUGGUCUUGAGUAGCAGGCUACGUGAUAAUCGAGCUGUGAACUUCACGUGCCGGUCGGGGAAGCAAUGAAAUGAGAUUCACGGGCAUCGCUGAAGACCGCCUUAUAAGCUCUUUGCCAGUCUAGUUGAGAGAGUCAAGCUUUGGUUGGAUCAGCCCUCCUGAUAUUCUCCGGCUGAACCAAGCAGGAGUCCGGCACACUGCACAGUCCAGUAGGACCGAGGAACUUUUAAAUUCGCUCUCCGGAGGAUCUGGACCUGGCUGACUUCUCUUUGUUUCUUGGAGACGCUUGGCACUCUUUCAUUGAGUUUUCUCGGUGAUAACCGUGCAUCCUCUGAGACAGGAUGCAGGUGUCGUUUGUUUGCACAGACCACCGGUCCAUGAGCCGUAGCACAGAUGACAGGCUCAAUCGACAGAACGCUAACAGUCCGAACACUGGUACCCGAAGCAAGUUCAAAGCCGUGGCCAUGGUUGCCAGGAGCCUUGGGCAGCUUUCCGUCCAGAGCAUUCCUUCUUCGAGUGAACAGAGCAUAAGAACUGGCAUGAAGUAUAGAAACUUGGGGAAGUCGGGCCUGAGAGUCUCAUGUCUUGGAUUAGGAACAUGGGUGACGUUUGGAGGACAGAUCACAGAUGAGAUUGCAGAGCAGCUGAUGACUCUGGCGUACGAGAACGGGAUCAAUCUGUUCGACACGGCAGAGGUCUACGCUGCAGGAAAGGCGGAGAUGGUGCUGGGCAACAUCAUCAAGAAGAAAGGAUGGAGACGCUCCAGUUUAGUCAUAACAACCAAAAUAUUUUGGGGUGGAAAAGCAGAGACCGAGAGAGGACUGUCAAGAAAACACAUUAUAGAAGGUUUGAAGGCAUCAUUGGAGAGAUUGCAGUUGGAAUAUGUGGACGUGGUGUUUGCAAACAGACCAGACCCCAACACACCCAUGGAAGAGACGGUGCGGGCGAUGACCCAUGUGAUCAAUCAGGGAAUGGCAAUGUACUGGGGAACGUCACGCUGGAGUCCGAUGGAAAUCAUGGAAGCGUAUUCUGUGGCCCGACAGUUUAACCAGAUCCCACCCAUCUGCGAACAGUCAGAAUACCACAUGUUCCAGAGGGAGAAAGUGGAGGUGCAGCUUCCUGAGCUCUUCCAUAAGAUCGGUGUGGGUGCGAUGACAUGGUCCCCGCUGGCCUGUGGGAUAAUCUCAGGGAAAUACGACAGCGGGGUGCCGCCAUACUCUCGCGCCUCACUGAAGGGCUACCAGUGGUUGAAGGACAAGAUCUUGAGCGAGGAGGGCCGACGCCAGCAGGCGAAGCUGAAAGAGCUGCAGGCAAUCGCUGAGCGGCUGGGCUGCACGCUGCCACAGCUAGCCAUCGCGUGGUGCCUGAGAAAUGAAGGUGUGAGCUCUGUGCUCCUCGGAGCCUCCAGCACGGACCAGCUCAUGGAGAAUAUAGGAGCAAUACAGGUUCUUCCAAAGUUAUCCUCCUCCAUCGUGCACGAGGUGGACAGUAUCCUGGGCAACAAGCCCUACAGUAAAAAGGACUACCGCUCCUAGUGUGGAACCAGACGGGACCCACCUUUGCCUGAUCCUCCAUUCGCUUCAGCUUUUACUGAAUGAGUACCGGCCGUGUGAGACGGGCAAGCACCAACAAACCCUGGAGAGCAAUACUUUUAGAACACGAAGGGCAGGAAACACGUGAAAAAAUACACAAAA
Molecule: messenger RNA, 2095 nt
Organism: Sinocyclocheilus anshuiensis
Lineage: Eukaryota; Metazoa; Chordata; Actinopteri; Cypriniformes; Cyprinidae
Product: voltage-gated potassium channel subunit beta-2-like
Exons: 14
Coding region: 743-1936 (397 amino acids)
Biological process (GO): potassium ion transport; regulation of action potential; regulation of potassium ion transmembrane transport
Cellular component (GO): membrane; voltage-gated potassium channel complex; juxtaparanode region of axon
Molecular function (GO): transmembrane transporter binding; potassium channel regulator activity; voltage-gated potassium channel activity
Source: RefSeq, a predicted model, not a curated record